AUGCCUAAAACUAUGACUAUAGAUUUCGAUACGAAAUCUUCGGUUGGGAAGAAGUCGGGGAGUGUGAGUGAGGUGUCAGGAAGAAUACCACUACAUUUUGCUGUCCACAAGCCUGGUUGUCAACUGGAGAGUUGUUGUGGGAUCUGCAACUUGUUCCCAGGAGUCCUAUUGGUCGCCUUCUGCCAAGUGCUGGUUGGGUCUGUACUUCUGACUCUAAUUUUGACCCACGAGAAACAGUAUGAUGAUAUGCAUCAGACCCCGGAUACUAGGUAUAUGAGUAUGGCGACGGGUGCUAUACUUAGCGGCAUGACCGGAGCUGGGUUGCUGCUUAUUGUCGUGGCACUCACCGAGAACUGCCGAGCUAUGCUGGUAUACCUGUUGGUAGCAACAAUUGUAUGGAUCGGUAUAUUUUCCCUGGCCGUUGCUAAAAUAAGUCGCGCUUGCAUCAGGUUUAAUGACGCUCCAAAGAUAAAGGAUGAACAGCAUCGACUAGCGAACCUUGCAUGUGUCAGUGGAUUAUUUACGUUUUUAGGAGCUGUGGCUUAUUUCUUCUCAUUUCUGGUGGUAUUCAGUUUCUACCACUUCCGGUACGUGCGUCGCGCCAUUUUACUUCACGAAGCCGAAUGCGACUGA
Molecule: messenger RNA, 633 nt
Organism: Pectinophora gossypiella (pink bollworm)
Lineage: Eukaryota; Metazoa; Arthropoda; Insecta; Lepidoptera; Gelechiidae
Exons: 5
Coding region: 1-633 (210 amino acids)
Source: RefSeq, a predicted model, not a curated record